Molecule: messenger RNA, 11570 nt
Organism: Taeniopygia guttata (zebra finch)
Lineage: Eukaryota; Metazoa; Chordata; Aves; Passeriformes; Estrildidae
Source: RefSeq, a predicted model, not a curated record
CACAGACAUUCUGUUCUUGGGAGCAUUCCCUGCCCAGAGCAGUGUGGCAGCCUGAGGGUGCUGCUGCAGGACCCAGCCAGCUGGCUGGGACACCUUACAGCCAUCGUGCCCCUGGGUCUGCGCCCUGAGCUGAGGAUUUCAGAACCUCUUCUUCUGCUUUCUGGGGCUUUUCUGUCCAAGUUUCUCAGCAAUAACUGCGAAGGGUUAAUGAUCACACUGUUAGUCAUCAGUCCCUUAUCAGUGCCAGUUUGGGCUGCAAAUGUGUAGUUGUUCCAGUAUCUUCCCUCAGCCCAGGAAAGAAGCUAACCUCUUUACCCUGGUGUGUGGCUGGGCUCGAGAAAGUGAGGAAACUUGAGUCAUGCUGUAUUGUUAAUAAAAAUGUUGCAAAAAUUUCCAGUUUCCCCUGCUCGAUAUUGCAAUAAAUACACAAGUGUGUGAGAAACUGUUUGCACCUAAACCACAGUGAUUUUGAUAUGGGAUUGCCCAGAAUGCUGUGUAGUUAAGCAUGUUUGUCUCUGGGAGUGGGACUGAUAAAGCAAGUCUUUGUGUGUAAUAUACUGAUGUUUGCAUACAGAGAUCCUGUAUGUUGCUGUGAACUUACUUUGCAAAAGAUUAUAUCCAAAUAUAGAAGUUACUAUUAUUAUGCAAAACCACCUAGUGACUAAACCAAACCUCAAGGUUAGGACCCAUGUGCAAAGCAGUUUUUCCCAAAGUAGAUGCUGUGAGAUAUAAAAUGGUCUGACCUGUGCUAAGUCAUAUGGUUCACAGUCUUGUCUGCUAUAUCCAUGUGCUUGAAACUGGAAUGUGGCCCUAUGAAAGAAACAAAAAAUGCUGUGGCUGCCUGGCUAUGGCAGCAUGCUCAGGCAGAGCAGCACAGCUUUCCACGGGCCAUGGGAGAGCGCUGCUCCUGGUUCUUGCCUCUGUACAUUUCCAGCCUAUCCUCAUGGGAAGGACUUUUUAAGAACACAUCCUUUUUCCUGUUGAUGUUUUUUUUCUUUUUAAGAAAAGAAAAUGGUGACCAUCUUUGCUGUCACCACUUUCCCAACAGCAUGUUCAUGGGACCUCUGAGAGUACUGGGUUUUUACAUGAGCAGUUGCAUUUUCAGUGACAGCUGUGGCUAGAAAAAUGUGUGUCUACAUGUCACCAAACACAUGUAUGUGGUUAAAAAAAAAAAUUGAGCUCAUCCUAGUAAUUCAGAUGAAUAACCAUUGAGUUGAUUCACAGAUUUCUGUAUGGAUGCUGAUAAAGUUCUUUAUUAAGACUGAGUCAAAGGGUCUGGGUGUGGAAAAUUAAACCAAGGAUCUCUUGUGCUUGAAACAGAUAUUCAUGGCCAAACCAAGAGAGUGGUCAAAUCAGCUGAAGUCCUGAACAUUGUGUCCCUAUAGAGCAGAGGAAGAGAUGUGAAUUUGAAAGCCCCAAAGACCUAGUUCUGCAAAAUUUGUAAUGGCCAAUUAUUUGUUAGGAAAAGUGAUGACUCACUUUGCCUUCAGUACUCUAAAAGAUAAAAAAUUAAAGCCUGUUAGUUGUCUUGCUUUCUGUCCCUAACUAUUUUUUUUUUCCCAGUAACUUUUGUUUCUUUAUUUCAUUUUUCUGUCUCUUCAUUCUGUUUCCUAAAUGCUGGUGCUGUCUGUCUUUUCCCUUGAGUUCAUCCCCCUGAGUUUGCUUGAAGCUUGGUCAGGGUUUCAGCACUGUGCUUGGAUGCUGGAGAAGGUCAAGGGCUGCUCACGAGCAAUAACAUUGGCCUGCUGCUCUCUACUCAUCUGCAGAGUCAAACUGUUUAAAAUUAAGAUCCUGCUCCCACUCAACUUCUCCAUUUGGGGUUUUCCCCAAAGCUUCCCAGAAGCAGAUGGUGCUUCCUGGAGCUGUGCUUGCAGAGCACUAGAGUUUCUGCAGCACUGCCUCCUCCCGAGAAAUCCAGCUGGAUGAGGAAAGUCUGUACAAGCUGUUGUGCUGUUCUGGUGUCAGCCUGUGUGCAGUCUACAGCCUGACCAGAAGCAACCUGAGGACAGGUGCUGAUGUCAGGGAUGAAAGGAUACCUGGGUUAAAAAGCUUAACUUAGAAAGGAGCUUAGGCUGUGCUGAGAAAUGCAAUUCAAAUCAAUUUAACUGAUCCCAUAAAGAAGCAGCAGGCCUUUCCCUUUGCCACUGACUUCAUGGUGCAAUGGUUUGUCUUUGUUCUAGAGCUUCACGGAAGGUUCAGGAAAAGAUGCCGUAGGUUGAGAUACCUCCUGGGAGGGGAGAUGGAAAUUGAAACAGGUUAGAAAUGCUUCGGGAGAAAGCUCAAUUAAAGGGAAAAGGUGAAAGAGGGUAUAUGUUGCAUUAAGUACAAAAGAGAAUUGACACUUUCUUUGGAAAAUUAGUAUUUUAAAUAACAGGAGACUUUAAAAUUACUGCCUUCAGAGAAAAUAUAGUAGGUUAUUUUAGGAAAGGAAGGGGAAAAAAAUUAAAACAAGAGACCAGAAAGCAAAGGAAGAGGACAGAGGAGGAUUAAGAAAGAGUGAGGGUAGAGAUGGAGCCUAAGGCACUGCCUCAAGGGCAGCACAUUUUGGACUGGGGAGAGAGGCUGCCAAGAAUCUUGUGUGCACAAUUAAGUUGAGACUACAAAACCAUUAGGGUUUAUGGCCACUUAAGUUAUUACAAAACCAAAUAAAAUGUUUAUUUUCUUAAAAUGUAUUUUGUUUCUGUUUGAGAGUUCUGUUUGAAUGUCUCAUGCCUGUGCAGCCUGUGGCAUGAGCUGAUGUGACUGAGCCAGUGCUGCUUCCUCUGUGAGCUGCCACUUCACAUCCUGAAGGGAUGGGUUCACCCGGCUUUGCAAGGCUACACGGAGGGUUUUUACAGGAUUGAACCUGGGUGUUCUUUAUGUCCUUGUGUGUUUCCUGCUGCCAUUGUACUUUUUCUUUGAUCACAUCACUCACCAGUUUUGUGGAAGGUGAAAUCUAUUCUGUAUCUUGGAUUCUAACUGUGAGAAACAUCCUUGGUAACCUUGUGAUGCUCCAGAUGGUAAAUUUGCAGUCCUUACAUUGCAGUAAGGCAAAAUACUUUUCAGUGGCUUGUCUUGUAUCCUAACACUUCUAAAACAUUUUCAUGCAUGAUCUUUUCAAAGCUACUCUGGGGGAUUUCCACUCCCUUGCUGUUUUAAAAUGCUUGUACUGCUGUGUUAACCACAAAGCUCACGCUGAUAUGCUCUGGCUCUCUGUCUCUCUGUCUCUCUCUCAUUUUCUCCCCAUUGAGGACUAGCUACAGUUUCCAGGUAUGGUUUUACCAAAAUGUGUCUUGUUAAUGCUGGCAGGAGCUUCACUUUGCCAGAAUUAUUUUUCACUUCAGAAGGGCUGUUCAGGGGCUUGGCACGCAGGGGUUUGGGUUAGGCUGCAGACCCAAAAACAUCUCAGGGAACAAGUUCACCCCCUGAACUGGCAAAGUGGUGUCGUGCUGUUGUAAGGGUGAGAGGCAGAACCUUCUUACUGAGAUUUCUGUCGGUGCUUGGGAAGGUGAGAAAUCAUUCAGAGAUUGCUACAGAAGUGAUGGCAACAAGGUGAUUUUCCAGCUGUGAAUGAGGUUAUUUUAAGGCAUAACAAUAUUGUGUUGAUUAGAAACAGAUUCCUUGAUAAUGCAAAAUUAAUUAAUUAUUUUUAGAACAUCAGGGAAGACAGUAGAUGUAGCAAAUAAGUAAACUGGCUGUAAAAUCAAAGCUGCUUUAGCACCAGACACACUUCAUUAAUUGUAAGAAUGUAUUUUUAAUUUUUUUUUGAAUGCUGUGUCGUAACCUGUGUCUUAAAACCCUGAUGCAGUCUAGUCUUAUGGGAAUUUAUUGUAAUGCUUGACUGUACCUCUAUGCAAAGGAAACCCUACUGUCUUACUCUGCUUAGUGAAAAUUUGCCUAUGGAGAUGAGCAAACUGAUGCUUGCUUAGUAAGGUUUUACUGUGCCUUGAGGAUGAGGUAAUAUUACAGUUGUAACUUCAAUAGCAUAGUGGUGUCUGUAUUCUAAAGAAAAUGUUUAUUCUGCUGUCCUCUGCAGCAACAUCCCCUGGAGGGGCUCAGGCACAUAUCCAAUAGGAAAUUGUUGCUGUUAGAAAUACUCUCUCCUGGGUACCAGCUGGUCACUGCCCUGCAGCUUUUAAGUGAUUGGAACAACAGCAGAGCAGUUCCUGAGGUCCAUUUGCUGCCAGGUGAAGUGGGAGCGAGCCCUGAGUGGUAGCAGUGGGUCUGUGUUGGUGCAGCAGGGAAUCCUUUCCCUCCUCAGCCUCUGCUGCAGGGACACACAUGGUGCAGCCAGGGGCCUUCUCCCAUAUGGGGACUCUGCAAGUGUGUUUUGUUGUCAGCCAGAAUGUUCUAAGCCUUCCUGGGCUGGAAGGGACAAGGAUGAUCCCCAGUGAUGUCAGAUGUCAUCAUCUCCUGUUUCCACAUGACUGCAUAUAACUUGCUAUAUCUUAAAUAUGUAUCUCAAACUGUGUAGAUACUUUUGGUCAUUCUUUAGCAAACUGUUUGCUCUUCUGUGUGUUGAGUUGGGCCAUAUAUUUCUUGUCCCCAAAAUAGUGGGCUUUUGGAGGGCCUUAGAGUAGUAAAUCAUACAACUCUGUUAUUUUAAUUAAAAAGUACUGGAGGCAGCUAAUCUGUUUAUAAAUUUAAUAGUUUAUAAGGCAGCUUGGAGGGCUUUUUUUAAAUGCAAGAUAUGUUCCCCUCCAUCCUGUUUCUGCCUGUUACCUCCCAAUGAAGUGACUUGAUCUUAGACCUCCAAAUCUGGCAAAACUUUUCCCACUGUGCCUUUUAUGGUCUGAUCUACCAUAAAAGGUAGAUAAUUUUAGAGGGAGGGACAGGGCAUCUUCUAAGACUUGUCCCUAUCAAGUGUAUUAGGGCAAAGCAACACAGCUGAACUAGAGCUACAGAAAGGUAGGUGCAUAACCUUUUUUUCUGUGCCCUGUUGAAUGUAUGACAUGGAAGCUGGUGAGGAAGGUGCUUUUUACUGGGAAUACCCCAGUCCUGGGGGGUGGCUGAGCAUCACCCUCCCCUCAUGCAGUGAUCAGCCCCAUUUGCUGGGCAGCAGGACCAGGGAUCCUGUCUUCUUGUCCAUGUGUGGUGAUCAAAUCUGUGAUAACAGCCUGGAUAUUUUCCCUUCUCAGUCUGAGACAUGGUAGCACCCAGUGUCUGUGCCUGGUUCUGCUGUCAGGGAAGUUUUGGCUGUAAUGGUGCAGUCAUAGCUCAUGGGGUAAUGAUUGGCUUCAUAUGAGAGAAAACAGGAAAAACAUGUUCUCUUAAAAAAAAAAAAAAAGCAACCACAUUAUAAGGAAUGGCUUUUCCUGUAUGCAGAAAGUGUGUCUUUGUGGCUAGAAAAGUUAAUCUGUCCACUGUAGUUCAGUGUGAUCAUGGUUCCACACAGCCUCUGUCAUUCUGACUGCUGAUGCUGUAGAUAGAGAGCAGCAGUGCUGGAGUGGAGCUGUUUGAACAUGGGUUUAAAAUGUUGAUGCAAUUUUAUAGUCAUGCCUAUGCUGAUUUUUCUCCUUAUUAUUAUGUUCUGCUCAAUUUCUGAACAACAAGCAAUUCUAAGUGUGGAGCAUUUUACUGGAAAAUGUUUGGGCUCAGUUUGGUGUGGUGGUAGUUAAAACAGAAUAGCUCCCAAUUUAUAAAGUUUAUUUUUAUUAUGAAAAUUCUCCCACUUGGAUUAUUUCCAGUGAGGCUAAGGCAGCUGCAUAUAAAGAGCUGUUCCAGAAGCAUUUUGCCUGUGCAGCUCAUGCAGGCAAGGCUGGGAUGCUGAAGUGGUGGAAAGGUGCAGCUGGGAGCUCUUUGUACUGCACUGCCUUUGAGCUCCCACUCACUGGUAGCUUUUAUAGGACUGGGGCUUGACUUCUAGUGAUUCAUACCGCUUUUUUAUGUGUGGGCAGAAUUAAUUCUAUUUAUUUCAGUAUAGGGGAAUCCUUUUUUUUUUUUUAAUGUGUAGAUUUUCAGUCUCCUUAGAUUGGGGAGUUUUGUGUGUGUGCUGUUGCAGUGCAGUUGCAGUGAAAAUCCCCUUUACAGCGUGCACUGUGUCUGCCACAAGAGCAUCAUUACGCAGCACCAGCCUGCCGCUCUCUGCUAUUUUAAACCAGCAUUACAGUUCACACGUGUGCUGAAAAAUUGCAGCAUACACAAAGGCAGGACAGCUUCCCCUUGCUGGAAGCUGUGAGCAGACAGAAGUGAAAGCUACUUCAGCCCCUACCUACGCUGGCCAGGCAUCAGCGUAAGCAGGAAAUUGAUUCAGAUAACCCUGGGCUGCUCUCACUGCCACCCAGCAGCACUUUUUCCCCUGACGGUUUCCCUUUGGUUUCAGUUCAGAGCCCAUGUGCUGGAAGGCAGGAGCGGGAGCAAAGCUGCAGCAGGCUGCCCUGAGUCACUGAAUUAAUAUAGCAAAAAACUUGCACGUAAUUAAGUAAAAUAAGAGUUUACUGCUAGAAAUGAAUGAUCAAUGGGAAAAAGAAUGAUGUCAAGUUAAGAGGCUUCAACUCCUGUAACACCAAAACAGAAGGUAAAAUCCCCCUGCUGGCUUCUUUUUUUGCAUGCUCCUUGCUGGGGAACCACAAAGCCAUCUCCUGCUUGAACCAGUGCAAUGAUCUUGUAAAGUCAUAUGGGUGGGCUCUACUUUAAGUGGAGACUUUGCUGGUGAACAUUAAGGCCAAAACUUGGCCUCUGCUAAUCAAAAACCAGCCAAACCAUAAAAAUCUCAAUUCUGUGGAAUAAUUUUCAGAUUGUGAAGCUCUUUUCCAAAGAAGUGUGCUUUGAUGCUUGUAGCAUGAUCUUUUUGUGGUUCUGUGAGUGUUUUAUUGUUCUUCCAUAGCUGGCACCAUGUUUCUCUCUGAAACCUGUCUCCCCCCUGCAGAUGAGAGCCCUCCUGCCAGCAGCAGCCUGCUGCAAGCGGUAGCUGAGGCAGAGUGGCUGCCAGGGAGUGUUUGAAGAGCUUCUCCCUGCGGCUGCUUCGCUUCCCAGUGCGGCUCCCAUGGCCUGUGACGAGCCCGCUGCUCUCUCGGGCAUCUUCACACGCCAGAACUCCUCCAGCACCAGCUCCCUGGACUUCGAGCCCCACGCCGACUACAGGUUUGUGGAGAGCCUGGAGGAGCGGUACAAGUGCGCCUACUGCCACCUGGUCCUGCGCAACCCCCACCAGACGGGAUGCGGGCACCGCUUCUGCCAGCAGUGCAUUCUUGCACUGAGAGAGUUAAAUGCAGUACCCACCUGUCCUGUCGACAAAGAAACAAUAAAAAUGCAUGAGGUAUUCAAAGACAACUGCUGUAAAAGAGAAGUUCUCAACUUACAUGUGUUCUGCAAAAACUUUCCUGACUGCAGUUCGAAAGUAAUUCUGGGGCGAUAUCAGGAGCAUCUGCAGCAGUGUCUGUUUGAAUGCACACAAUGCACUAAUGAUGGAUGUCGGGAUCGAGUUCUUCGCAAAGACCUGAAGGAGCACUUGAGGCAGCAGUGUAAAUUCCGAGAAGAGAGGUGCCAGUACUGUAAUACAUACGUGGUGUUCAUUAACAUAGAGAAUCAUGAGAAAAAUGACUGUCCUGAUUAUCCUGUGCCUUGUCUCCAAAACUGUUCACAAAUAAUUCUGAAAAAAGAGAUUGAAAAGCACCAUGCUGUGUGUCCCGAGGCAGAAGUGGACUGUCCAUACAAGCAGUACGGCUGUCAUGUAAAGGUUAAAAGAGGGAAACUUGCUGAACAUGAAAACAGUGCCCUGAGGGAACACAUGCUGCAGAUUUUAGACAAGAACUCACGGUUGGAAGAGCAGAUAUCUGACCUGUAUAAGAACCUGGAAUAUAAAGAGAUCAAAAUCCAGCAGCUAGCAGAUGCCAUUAAGAAGUGUGAGAAAGAAUUCAGACAGUAUACACAACUAUUUGGUAACAAUAGCAACUUGAUGGUAAGCACUCAGGCUCUGGCCAGUCACCUGGAUAAGUCUGCACGCCUGGAAUCACAAGUGAAACAGCUAAUACAGAUGGCAAACCAGCAGCAAAGUAAAUUAGACCUGCAGCCCCUGUUAGACACAAUUGAAAACGUGAAACAGAAGAUUGCCCUGAUGGAGACGUACGACCAGCGUUUAGUUGUUUUGGAAGAUCAGUCCAGCAAACAUGAUCUCCAGAUCAAUAUUCACAAAGCACAGCUCAAUAAAAACGAAGAACGAUUUAAGCUUUUGGAAGGCACGUGCUACAAUGGGAAAUUAAUCUGGAAAAUCACAGACUACCAGAAGAAGAAAAGAGAGGCAGUGGAAGGCCGUGUGCUGUCCAUAGCCAGCCAGCCCUUCUACACCAGCCGCUGUGGCUACAGGUUGUGUGCCAGAGCCUACCUGAACGGGGAUGGCUCAGGAAAGGGAACACACAUCUCCCUCUACUUCGUGGUCAUGAGGGGUGAGUUUGACUCGCUGCUGCUGUGGCCUUUCAAGCAGAAGGUUACACUUAUGCUUUUGGACCAAAGUGGGAAAAAAAAUCACAUCGUGGACGUCUUUAGAGCUGACCCCAACAGCAGCAGUUUCAAAAGGCCGGAUGGAGAAAUGAAUAUCGCCUCCGGCUGUCCGCGCUUCGUGCCGCACACCGUCCUGGAGAGCACAAAGAACACCUACAUCAGAGAUGACACUCUCUUUUUGAAAGUGGUCGUGGAUCUAACUGAUCUGGAGGAAUUGUGAAAAACAUGCCCAGUCAAUGUGACUGCUGUAAGCAUGAGGAACUGUUUUUGUGGUGAACACCAGCCACGCAAUAGCAAAUUGCCACCAGUCAAGCUACUGAGACUGUUUCAUGACUUUGGACUACAGGACAGAUAAUGAAUUGCCAAAGCAUCAGCCUUUCCUUUUCUAUCCUUUUUUCCAAGACUGCAUUUUUAAGGCAGCUAGAAGUCCAGGUUGGUGCAAACAUGCAUUCAAUCCAGAUUGGUUCCGUCCACGGUGGGGGGAAUGAUUGGCUCCCAUCACCAGACUGGCAUUUGGAGAAGAACCUCCUCCAGUAAAUUCCCAGGAGUCCAGGCAGGCCUGUGGGCUUCUCUCCCUCAGACAGAAGUGAAGCCAUGCCCAGACAUGCAAGUGCAUUUCAUCUGUCUGCAAUGGAAACAUUUCAACAUUAGCAAAUUUGAAUCAAUAUGUCUUGAUCCCUCCAUCUCCUGGAUUUUUGAAGCAGGGAGAAUGGCUUCAGUUAGGCAGGGAAAACAUUUAAAACAAUUUAUUUUAAUUGUAUUUUUCCAGAAAGCCCAGAGGAAGGGGCCAAUGCCUCCUACCUUUUUAGCCUGUUGUUUCAGCUGUACAGAGUACAGGUCACAACAGCUUUCUUGUGUCCUUUCCACUCCUGCUUAGUGCCUUGGGACUGGUUUCCAUUGGUGGUAAACAUUCACAGUCCCUGUCUGAAGCCAAAAGCUGCAGGUGCUUCUCACCUCUCAGGACAUGACCAGAUGCAGGGCACUUGGCCAGCCUGCCAGCUCCUGGCUGCACUGCUGGAAGAGGGGCAAAUCUCCUGUUCUUUUGCUUCCACAUCUGUGCAAAAGAGAUGUUUUCUGGCCUUACCAGCUCUACAAAAGGCAGGAAGAGCUUGGGGAAUAGCUCACUUAUGUAACAUGCAAUUUUCCUCUCUCCUAGAAGUUUGGGGAAGAAGGGGGAAAAUAGAUUAGGGAGUGAGGUUGCUGUAAGAACCCAAUUUUGACAAUCAUUGUGGCUUUAGUGUUUGUUAAGGGAUGACACAGCUGCUGACUGUGAUGUGUGGAGAUCUUAAUUUUUAUUCCAAGUUCCUUCCAUAUUGCAAAGGAAUGUGUGCAUUGUACAGGGUUUAUUGAAGACACACUAAAACCACCAAGGUCAGGCACUGAUGAACAAGUGACACAGAACAUAUGUGCCUUUUUAAAGCCCUUUGGGUGCCUGUAAGAGGGAUGUAAUUUUGCAUACUCAGUGAUUUUGUUAUUACCAGUGGCAGCAUUUUGCAUCUCUCAUCUCUUACAGGUAGGGAAACACCACAGCAUUAUCCAUUGCUCCAAAGCUUAUCAAGAGACAGCAAGAAACUAAGCUGGUUUUAGAGUAAGAGUAAACUAGGCAGGAUAAAAAUUAAUAUGGGGCACAGACUGAAAAGCAUAAGAUAGAAAAUUCAGGAGGGCAAAUGUGGUAAAAUGAAGAAUGCUCUUCCCACGAGGGAUGUUGAUAAGAAUUUAAAUAAUUCAAGGACUGAUACCAAGAUGAAGGCAAAAUACUUUAUUUUGUAUCUGCAGUCUUAUUGCUAGACAUUCACUUUCCCAAAUGGUUUUCAGGACGUAGUUCAGACACAUGUAUUUUCUAACUCAGGGGUGGAGGGGAAGAGACCUUAGUAAUCUGUACCUCAUGGUGGGUUAGCACAUGCAGAAUCUUUGUUUUGAUCUACAAGUCCUUUUUGUUUUAUAAUGUCAGGAUGUACUGAGCCACCAUAGGGGCUUUCCGUGUUCCUGGGACAGAUUGUGAGGAACAAAUUUUAUUCUUGUGUACCACCACCACUGACCUCAAGAGUCAUUUCAGCUGUAAACCAGAAUGAAUUAGGCAUAACACUUGGUUACAGAAAGAGCAGGCCUGUUUUGAUAGUGGUGUGCCAUUCUGUGACAUCAACCCUGAGCCUGGAUUUCAUGUCGCUUAUUACUUUAAUAUUUGUCAUGUAACUUUCAAAGUGACACACAACUUGCAUAAUAACCACUAACAACUGAUGGGAAUGUACCAUCCCUGUGUCCUGGGGCUCUCCAGUACACUGAGUGUUAAAUACAGAAAGUGAUAAAGAACUCGGACAGGCAAGGGAGGCAAGAUGAAAAGGAUGUGUGUGGCCUGGAUCCUGGGAAAUUCCCAGCCCUCUCUGCCUCCGCCACCCCAAAUGUAAAAUGGGGGUAAUAAUACUUGCAGAAGCGUUAGGGCUAUUUAAAUGUUUGUGUAGAAGUCUGAGCAUGAAAAGAGCUAAGUAUUAUUAAAACUCCAUUUCUAGUUGUUAGAGUAGGUGAUGGCAUAGUGAUGUGGAUAAGUGUUUAGUGUUUUCCUAGACAGAUUUUGGAAGCAUGUUUGGUUUUAGAUAGUUCCUACUGCAAUCUCUCCUCUGCCUACUGGUUGGGUUUAGGUUUUUGCCAUAAAUAUUCCUUUUAAAAUUCUGAAGCACAAAUUCAUCCUGGGUGAUGGAAACAUCCCUUUUGAAAUACUGCCUGUUUUAUAAAGAAUUAGUUGAGAUGAUUAUUUUUUUUAAAGACAGCCUUCUUUAAAUUUGUUUUAGUACAGGAAUUAAGAGAUUUAUGUUAAAGUUUUCAGUGAUUUUUUUACUGCUUGUAAACAGGGUUUUAAAUUUCAUCCCAUUCUUAAUAAAGAAAAAAAAUGUUGUAUAGCAUGAACUAUCAGGAAGAAUUUUGAUGUUGCAUGAAGAAUACCAAAAAACUUUUCAAUAAUAUUGUACUGGGUAAGUAACCAAAACAGUGUAGGGUAUUUCUACAUCAGCAUACUGUACAUUUCUAAGGUAUUUAUUGAUAGUUUGUAGUUGUUUGAAUAUCUCUUACUACAAUAGAGGCAUUUUUCUAGCUGAAUGUCUUUACUGUGUACAUAAUCUAAUGUAAGAAUAAAUAAUUUUAUCAUCCUUCUGGAGGAA